AUGAAUCCCAUUUGGGGCAGGGAAGAGAAAUCAAACCAAAAGCUAACUACGGGUGUAGAAUUCAACUGGAUCCGAUUCACAGUUCCCAAAGCGCACUCUAUCUGCAGAGAUGUGAAGCGAGGAAAAACCAACUCUACCUACCUGUUUUGCUCCUACCUUUUUCCUAGGAACACGUUCAUGGGCAAUGUGAAGUCGACGAAAACAAUGAAGGAGGAGUCCAAAAUCAAGGAGCGAAAGAGAAAGUGUAUGUGCGUGAAUGCGCUCCUAUUUGUGUGGUACCAUGCCACUAGUGGUGGUGCAGCGGGCACACGCAGCAAGAAAGAGAAGCGAAGGAUCACUUGA
Trypanosoma grayi is the source of this 342-nucleotide messenger RNA. RefSeq lists its product as hypothetical. The record is from RefSeq and is a predicted model, not a curated record. The transcript has a single exon. NCBI's taxonomy places the organism in Eukaryota, Euglenozoa, Kinetoplastea, Trypanosomatida, Trypanosomatidae. The coding region runs from base 1 to 342 and encodes 113 amino acids.